This is a messenger RNA of Priapulus caudatus, 1707 nucleotides long. RefSeq names its product protein neuralized-like. Gene Ontology annotation, molecular function: ubiquitin protein ligase activity. NCBI's taxonomy places the organism in Eukaryota, Metazoa, Priapulida, Priapulimorpha, Priapulimorphida, Priapulidae. The transcript has 5 exons. The record is from RefSeq and is a predicted model, not a curated record. The annotation marks the transcript as partial.
UUCACUCACAAAAGCGCGCGCUACCACCACCAGCAGCAGCAGCAGCAGGCGUAGCUAUAAAUGACAGCAGGGGCUGCGGCUGUUCGCAUUGCUCUAAUAGCUCUCUAGAACGAAGGCUGUUGAUCGGCUGCUGCUGCUGCUACUGCUUUAUAACUGACUCCCGUGCUGCUACUGCUGCUGUGUAGUGGUGGUGGUAGUGUUAGAAGUGUUUCGAGUGUGCACGUAUAUUCCUACGUCGGUGACUACCUACCUACACGAGACGACCAACCACCAUGCCUAUAUCCGUCGCCAAGAUGUUCUCGCGCACGAUAAAGAGCGGCAAGUCAUCGAGUGCCGUCUCCGAAAAGCAGGCUUCCCCGAAGCCAUUCCGGGCCUCCUCUUCCUCGUCUUCCUCUUCCUGUAAUCGCAAGCAGCAGAGGAGACACUGUCAUCACUGUUGUCACUGCGGAUGCAAGGCCGCACGCAAGCAGAGAAACACAGAUGCGCAGGACCGGCGACCCGCGUCGCAGGAGAUGCAGUUCCACCCGAUGUGCGGCGAGAACGUUCACUUGUCGGACGACGGCCGCGUCGCGCGCCGCUCCGACAGCUUCUGCAAGGGCGUCGCGUUCGGCCGGCGCGCGGUCGCCGUCGACGAGCGCGUGUACGUGCGCUUCCUCGAGUGCUCGCGCAACUGGAGCGGCGUGCUGCGCUUCGGCUUCACGGCGAACGACCCCGGUCGCGAGGUCGCGACCCGGCGCGACCUGCCGCGCUACGUCUGCCCGGACAUGACGAACAAGGCGGGCAACUGGGCGAAGGCGCUCGGCGACAAGUACGCGGAGAGCGGCAACGUGCUGUUCUAUUACGUGACGGCGGCGGGGGACCUGCGCUACGGCAUCAACGAUCAGGACAAGGGAGUGUUCCUGAGCGGAGUCGCGACGACGGGGCCGCUGUGGCCGAUGCUCGACCUGUACGGCAACACGACGGCCAUCGAGUUCCUAGAUACGCGGUUCCCAGCACUGAACAACGAGCGCGAGACCACCGGCACCAGACACCAGCAGGACGGCGGCGGCACGGCGGGCGUGACGCGGACGCUGCGCACGCUCACGCUCGACGACUCGGUGCCGCUGCCUCCCGUCGUGCACCACAACUACGCGCACCUGCAGCCCGUGAGCCUGCACGUGACGCACGGCUUUAACGUGCAGGUGUCGCCGAGUCGCACGAUCGCGAGCCGCCUCGACGACGAGUUCUGCAACGCGUACGUGUUCGUCAGCCGGCCCGUGCGCCUCGGGGAGCGCAUCGUCAUACAGGUACUGAGAACGGAGAGCGUGUACGUGGGAGGCAUCGGAUUCGGCUUGACCUCAUGCGACCCCAACCGCAUCUCGCCGCGCGAGCUGCCGGAGGAUUCGGACCUGCUCAUCGAUCGGCCCGAGUACUGGGUGGUUAGCAAGGAUGUCGCCAACACGCCGCAGCAGGGCGACGAACUCAGCUUCAUGAUCAACUACAACGGUGAGGUGCACUAUAGUCGUAACGGAGGGCCGAGCACCAUAGUGAUGUACGUCGACGCGACGCAGCCGCUCUUCAUGUUCUUCGACGUCUACGGCAACACGCAGGCGAUGCGACUCCUCGGCUCCCUGCACGCGAACAUCGCGCGAGCCGCCAUGACGCGCCCCGCGUCCUCCCCUUCCUCCCACACCGCCGCUCACACCACCCCGCCACGCCGCCCACCAC